AUGUCGAUUUAUUUCGAUUUCACAGUGGGCCCCAAAGGGCGUCGGUUUCGCAAGGCUGUCGAUCAGGAUAAAAUUGAGAUAGAAGCGUUUUGGAAACGUGAAGAAACUAAAACUUUGUUUAAUGUUCAAAGUAUUGGUUUGGUGAUUGAACGAUCAGCUCUGUCUAUAGUUAUGAUAAAUGAACAGAUGAAAGUAUUGGGAUUGCUUGCAUUGACCGACCAUCCCAACAUACCAGCUUUAGAUCCUGCACACUGGGAGCUGUGGAUCAGGAAUAUGUUUCAGAAAUUCUACCUGUCCAGAGAUACAUUGUUUAUCGAUUUCGUCUGUUGCCAUGACUCCGUUACUGAAUUCUUUUUGGAUGAAGCAUUACUUUCAGUGUUUCUUAACGACUUCUAUUUGAAACAUAUUGUUCUAGUCGUGUCGCCCGCGUGUUCUGAAGAUUACAUAUACAAGUUUCCACCGUUUAAGAAACGAUCCCCAUACCAAUACUGCCCAACGAAGGUAGAAGAUAAAGAAAAAGUGCCUUGUUAUAACUUAUACGUAGCAGAGAGAAAAGAUUUUUGUCCUAAAAUGAAAGUUCGUCGAGCUGUUGAAGAAGACAAUGAUGACGUUAUAGAGAUUUUGAACGAGGAAUGCCCCCAACUGAUGGAUAUCUACGGCGAGUUCUACAUUAGUGAGAUCAUUUCAAGACACCCGGAGAGAAAAAGGAAAGUCAUGGUGUCUGAGAUCCAUGACAAAGUAACAGGCGUGAUGUGCUUAAGUGCAGACGUGAAUUUCUCGAUGCUGCAGUCCGUGUACGAGCUAGCUCCGUACAACGGUCUGGUGCGACACUCACUUCAGGAGAAGGAGGAAAUAAAACAAAACAACGAAUUGCUCACAGCUUUCGGAGACCCCAUAAUGCUUGGUCAAUUGGGCCCGUUCGACCAUAUCAUUUGCAACGUAGACAUGACUCCGCAAAUCGCAAUUGAUGACAUUGACGAACCAAUAUCAGGAAUAAAAAUCAAUAUGUCACCAGAUGAUAAAAUUAACGCUGACCGAUCGCGUAACACCAUAGUACUAGAUGAAUUAGAGCGUCCUAAAAAGACGGUAAGACACAGCUUGCAACCUGUAAAUCACGUCACUCGUCGACAAAGUUCAGAUGACAGUCACGAUUACUCAUUGUCUCUUCUUAUGAAUCCUGACGUUUCAAUAUCACUUCUACUCGGUGAUGACGAUGCCUUUGAAUACGACAUUAUAAACAUCGAUCUAGAGCUUAUGCAAGUCAUGGAUAUGUCCUUAACAGACCUGAGACCUCAUAAUAAAAUAAGCAGUGGAGUCAGUAUAGCAUCGGGUUCUAAAAGACCACGGUAUUCUGUACGUCGACGCAGUUCGUUUAAACGAAAAAGUUUGCAUGUGAAGCAACAUAGUGAGCCAACUAUACAUAAAGAGAUAACAGGCGCACCAAAUGCUUUUAUCAUCGAGUUGCUUGGUUUACGUGAAAACGUCGACGUCAGACGUGCCUUUGAUUUGUUAGAAGCGGCCUUCGAAUGCAUGCAGAAUUACGAUUACUGCGCUAUAAGAGUGCCCGCUGCGGAUAAAAGUCUGUUUUUGCUACAACAUUUUACCUUUGUGCCAACUAAACCUAACAUUUGCAGUUAUUAUUCUCUUUAUAUUGCGCAUCGGAAUUCAGUUUUGGGCAAACUGCGAGUCCGCAGAGCUGAGUACGGUGAUAUCCCUCAAAUUGCAUCACUACUGUAUAAUUUGGACGCUAAAGAGACGCUGUGGACAAUUGAAUACAGUAUUGCGCAUCCGAGACAACACCAAUCUUAUAUUUUUCUCUGUGGAUGUUCAAUUAUAGGCAUUGCAAUAAUUGAAUCACCAGAGGAUAUUCAACUUCUACGUGAAGAAUUCAGCUUAGAGAAUUACCACAUGCAUAAAUAUCACUUAAUCGGAAGCGGAUGGAAUAGUGGAUUCGCAAGUAUCAAGUCUGCACUGAUCUAUCCUGUAUUUGAGCCGCAUUUUCGAUUUUUUACAAGGGAGCUGCUAAGGCAUUCUGGAAGCAGCUCAGUUGUUUGGCUCACUUCUUAUCGAAAUAAACUGUAUGGACUUAUGGCAUUCAGUUUUGGGGUGCCGCAUGCCAGAGCUGAAGAUUCCACCCUCAAGCAGAUUUCUGAUACGCCCUGCUUCAUUCGAAACUCUGAAGUCCAUCACUACCUAAAAAUCAAAGGAAGAAAUUCGAUCUUACGCUUUUACUAUCAUCAUGCUAACCUGCUGGCAGAGCAACUGACUAUCCCUGACUCAAUGAGAUCAAUACAAAAAUGUGGCCUAGCCUACGACGGAGGUCUCCUAAUAGACCACCAAUUCAGGACCAACAACCCUUCGAUCUAUGCAGCGGGCACGGUCACGAGAUAUUAUAGAAGAUAUUUCGCCGACGACAAACGACAGAGUUAUUAUGAUUCUUAUGAAGUUGGCGCUAGGCUGGGCGAACAAAUUCGGGAUCAACUAGAUCCAAUGCUGCGUGCGAAGGUUUCGCACAGAAGGAAGUCAACUGCGGAAGCGAAUGAAUCUUCGAGUAAAAGUAGCAAAUCUACAUUAGAUUCAGAAGAAAAUUGGAAGCUACCAGAAUUGAAGUUACCAAAAUCAUGGUGCUGCGUUUUCCCCGGAGAACUUAACUAUUUAGAGAUUCGACCACCUGGAAUGAAGUUUCCUAGUUAUUAUGUACAGUCUUUGCAUUUUAACGGUUUUGUUAUGGAGACAUUCAAGCAUGGCUACUUCAAACUGCACAUGAACAGAGAAUACGUUGUGGACGGAAUCACGUGUCUCACCCCCGAGCCAUACGCGCUGAUGAACUUUAGAAGCCUCUACGGAUUGUCUGGAGUCGUGCUUAAUUAUGUGCACUUGAGGUUUAAUGCUCAAAAAAUCGACGACUUUUUUGAAUUCUUUACGGAGCCGUGGGCAGCGUUUUUGUAUAACGAACGUGUUUCUGAUUUGAUGGCCAUGGUCAAAGAACUUCGCCCUAAGAACGAACCUGAAGGACUUACUCUUCAGGAAAUUCUACGCAAUUUCGCCCAAGAAUGUGAUGCUAACUCGGCAGAUUUCGCUAAAGUUCUGCGAGAGGAAUCUGAAUUCGACAAGUCGAACCAUUAUGCAAGUAUCUCGGAUUAUGUCAUCGAAUGGUUGUCCGAAAACGAUGAAAUCAUGCCUAUGUAUUUACAGCCAUGGCAGGUAGUGGAAUAUUACAACGACAUCUCAGGCCAUCCGGCGUUCAAACGACGCAAGCGCAACUUCAGACACAUGCUGAAAGAUAUCAUGAAAGAGUUUCGGAUUGUAUGUCGUUAAUACGAUUUUUAGUCAAUUAAUACAAUUAUAAUAACAAUUUUAAAGAAGUAUAAAUAAAAAAUGGUUAACU
Molecule: messenger RNA, 3388 nt
Organism: Hyposmocoma kahamanoa
Lineage: Eukaryota; Metazoa; Arthropoda; Insecta; Lepidoptera; Cosmopterigidae
Product: cilia- and flagella-associated protein 61
Exons: 22
Coding region: 1-3318 (1105 amino acids)
Source: RefSeq, a predicted model, not a curated record